Sphaeramia orbicularis (orbiculate cardinalfish) is the source of this 1277-nucleotide messenger RNA. Its product is annotated as adapter protein CIKS-like. NCBI's taxonomy places the organism in Eukaryota, Metazoa, Chordata, Actinopteri, Kurtiformes, Apogonidae. The record is from RefSeq and is a predicted model, not a curated record. Gene Ontology annotation, biological process: positive regulation of canonical NF-kappaB signal transduction; humoral immune response. The transcript is spliced from 11 exons. The coding region runs from base 30 to 1277 and encodes 415 amino acids.
AAUCCUGCAGAGAACAGCGUUCAGAGCGGAUGCAGCACAGAGAAGAGGCAAAGCCAGGAGCAACGUCUGCAUGGAUGAGUGUCUAUCAUGAAUGUCUGGAUGGCUGUUUUCACCAUCAUGCUGCAGAAAGAGGGCUGUGCUCUAAUGGGGACUGGGGCUCAAACCAAAGUGGAUCAGCUCAGUCCUUAACCAGAGACACAUCUAGGGAGGAUGAUGAGUACAGUUUUCAUCCUGACACUUAUGAAGAGGAACUUGAGCCUCCACUGCCGUUGAGAUCAGAUGAUGAAUGGCAACAUUACAGCCCCUUUGUUCCUCCACAGCACUACCUGCACCAGUACGAUGUCGAUCGUGCCGCAGAUGUCAGGUGUUUUUAUUCUCCAGGAGAAGGACAGUACAACCUGAACCCAGUCAACACAUGUCCACCUCAUCCAUAUCCCCACACUGGGCCCUGUCAGCACAGAAGUACCUGGCCUCAUCCUCAAAACUGGCUCCCACCUCAUGACCACAUAAUGAAGAGCAGCAUUCCUCCGAGCAGCGUCUCGGUCAACGUACCACAGUUCUCCGUCCCUCAUGUGGAGGGUGUGUCAAAGGUCAACGUGAUGAACCUAAACUCAGCCAGUGCAGCGGCAUCUAUUUCACAUCCACACGAGAAAAGGAGAACCAUCAGUCUGCCCGAUGAGUGCAGAAAUGUUUUUAUCACCUAUUCUUCAGACACAUCCUCAGAGAUGAUCCCCUUUGUAGAGUUCCUCAGGAAACAAGGAUUUCGACCAGCUAUUGACAUAUUUGACAGCCCAAUCAGAUCCAUGGACAUCAACAAAUGGAAGGAUAGUUACCUUAAAGAUCAGUCUACUCUGAUCAUCAUUGCCAUCAGUCCUAAAUAUAAAGCAGACAUUGAGGGAUCUGUAGUUGACAGCCACGGUCUUCACACCAAAUAUAUUCACUCUAUGAUGCAAACUGAGUUCAUCCAGCAAGGCAGCUUGAAUUUCAGAUUCAUCCCCGUUCUCUUCCCUAAUGCAUCCCAGAUCCAUGUGCCCACAUGGCUUCAGAAUACGCGUGUUUACCGCUGGCCUCAGAACACGGAGGACCUGUUACUGCGACUGCUGAGGGAGGAGAGGUAUGUCGCCCCCCCCUGUCCCCAUGGAGCUCACCCUCAUCAUCAAACCAGUGGCCCUCUGCACUUCCACCACCAUGUAGAAAACAACCUGAUGUUUCUAUGUGACGCUCAACCUGAGGAUCAAUGGGCCAAGAAACAAGAAUCUGAAAUGGAAAUGGAAUAA